Messenger RNA from Hypoxylon fragiforme, 1391 nucleotides. Its product is annotated as trimeric LpxA-like protein. The record is from RefSeq and is a predicted model, not a curated record. The transcript is spliced from 2 exons. Bases 89 to 682 code for a protein of 197 amino acids. Lineage: Eukaryota; Fungi; Ascomycota; Sordariomycetes; Xylariales; Hypoxylaceae.
AAAGUAACCAAUUUGAUAUUUACACAUUUUACACGUAAAACGUAGAUCAGUAACAACCAACACCGCAAAAUCAACUAGGCAAGUCAACAUGUCUAGAAAACAGGUCAAAGGCGAGUACAUCGAGACAGAUACCGGAAACAAAGUAUCAAGAAAGGCCAUCUUAAUCGGUACUCAACACAUCAUGCUAGGCGGCAAGACCGUCAUCCAAGCCGAAGCUAUGAUCCGCGGUGAUCUCGCCAGAACUGCUCAACCUACUUCAUCUUCAGGUGCUGCUCCAGGUAGCAAUACGGCUGUUGCUAUUGGUCGAUAUUGUUAUUUGAGCAAAGGGUGCUGUCUACGUCCACCAGGUCGCAUCUACAAAGGUUCCUUCACAUACCUCCCCCUCCGACUAGGCGAUCACGUUUUCAUCGGCGAAGGCACUGUUGUACAAGCAGCCACGGUCGGGAGCCAUGUCCAUAUCGGCCAGGCCGUCGUCGUCGGCGAGUUUGCCAUCAUCAAGGACUACGUCCGCAUCCUCGACGGUACCGUCAUACCCCCCAACAUGGUCAUACCUAGCUUCAGCAUUGUUGCAGGGCAGCCCGGUCGCGUCAUCGGUGAGGUGCCUGAGGGGGGGCACGAGGCAUUCGAGCUCAGGGAGAUGUACAAGACAGUUGGAAACAAUCCAUUGCCGAUACCUGUUUGAGUUUGAUCGGCCCUCCAUAUUGGAGCUACGUUCUUUUAUACUAGGUAUGGCUAGCUUUAUGCUUUUGCCACUUGACCACUUCCGAGAAGAUAUGCGAAGUAUCCCCUAUACCUACCUGCAUAAGUGCGGCGUCCGGACCGACUAGAUCCCGGCCUACCGAAACCUCGAGGUGCAUUACCUGGGUACUCACGUCCACGAGGUUGCGCUCGUCGCGUUUCGUGAUAGGUCUAAUUCUACAUAACUUAGAAUAGCCUCGGAAAGUACAGAACCGGAUAGGCUAGGAGGUACGAAAAAAAGAUCAAUGCCGAUGACCAGGCUCAGGUUACUCUCCGAUUGGCCUAUGGUGUUAUCACCAAGGACAUGGUCUACCCUAGGUCAGCUAGGGAGGGACCUUUGUAUUUUAUGACAUGUACAAAGCGAAAGUAGGAUUCUAACUGCCGGUCGUAAAAUCUGGGUAAUCAAGUUCGAAGUUUACCGAGCGUUAAGGAGUCGCGGGAGCCGCGGGGAGCCGCGAGAUAGGGGCACAGCCGAGGCGAAUGCUACAUAUGUACGCGAAGUUUUAACUUAUAUGCUUGACCACCCAUUAGAGGAAAUAUCUAUCCAGUAUGUCGGUAGCAAAAUUUACCUGUUUUUACGAAGUUUCUGGCUUCAUCUUGCGGCCAUGUUGUUAGAUCAGUCCCUCCGGGGCAUGAGCCUCACAGAAUGGCUC